CCGUUCCCAAUAAGUGACCCCCGGAACACAGAGGACAGUGGUGAACGUUGCUGGCGCGACCAGAGAACAGUUCAUCACGCUGACCACCUCAGGAGCAAGCCUUCCUCAGCCCCUCAACACCGUGACGACGUAGCAGCAUGGCCUCCAGGGCGGUGAUGACGGUGAUGGCGGUGGUGGUGGCGGUGAGCGAGGCCGCCGCCAUCCCUGCCUGGCGAUACGCGAAGCCCCUCAGCCUGCCCAAGACGAAGACAGGAGAAGUGCAGGAGUGGUGUGACGAUGUGCUAGGCUGCCUCUACCUCGAUGAGACCUGGGAGCUCGGGGCGCUGCGGCCGGUCAACCAGCUGCCAGACUCCCGGGAAAAGAUCGGCACCACCUUCAUGCUGCACACGCGAGCCAACCCAGCCAUCUAUGAGGAUAUCGUCAUCUCGGCAGACGAUCCCUCCACCAUCGACGCGACCACGUUCGACCCCAGCAAGCCGACCAAGAUUGUGACCCACGGCUUCAUCGACACGGGCUACCUCAAGUGGCUAAGGCAACUGUCUGAGGCACUCCUAGAAUACGGUGACUACAACGUCAUCCGCGUGGACUGGGGCGGCGGCUCCCUUCCCAUGUACUCCUCCGCCUGCGCCAACAUCAGGGUCGUGGGGUUGGAGAUGGCACGCCUCGUGAACUUCCUGGCAGACAACUAUGGUCUCGACCGCGGCAACGUGCACCUCGCCGGCCACUCCCUGGGCUCGCACGCAUCCGGCUACGCGGGUGAGAAGAUCGAAGGGUUGGGGCGCAUCACCGGCAUGGAUCCAGCGGGGCCUUACUUCACGGGUACGCCAAAUUUCGUACGUCUCGACCCGACUGACGCUGUAUUCGUGGACGCCAUACACACCGACGCAGACACCAUCCUCCUUCUGGGGUACGGCACGGAGCAGCCAAUGGGCAACCUGGACUUUUAUCCCAACUCCGGCCACGACCAACCCGGAUGUGACCCAGUGAACAUCGGCAUCGACAUGAUUGACGAUAUUGGCGAUGGGAUCCGUGAGCUCGCCGCCUGCAGCCACGCCCGAUCCUACGAGUUCUUCAAGGAUUCCCUCUACAAGCCGUGCCCGUACCUGGCUCACGAGUGCUUUGAUUACGACUCCUUUGAGCUGGGUCGUUGCGCGUCCUGCUCCGAUGACAACACCAAGUGCGCCUACAUGGGCAUCCGCGCCGAGGAGUACGUGGCCAAGGAGCGCGAGAACGUGAAGCUGUACCUCGACACGGGCAAGGACGCGCCCUACUGCUUGUACCAUUACCAGGUCAUCGUGGACACCGCCUCACCCAAGGAGGCCGAGGAUUGGGUGCAGGGACACCUCGACGUGACGCUGUACGGCGACAACGGAGAGAUAAUCGAGAACUUAAGGCUGACCGGCGAGCAUGAGCGGUUCGAGCACGGCCAGCCCAAGUACUUCAUGUUCAAGAGCACCACCGACCUGUCCCGCGUGAUCCGUGUGGUGGCUGAGUGGCACUAUGACGACACCCUGACCAACAUCGGGUCCUACUGCUGGAUGCUGCUCUGUAACCGCGCCCUCUACGUCCGCUCCAUCCAGAUCGCGCCCAUGGACUACUACCCGCAGACUGCCUUCCUGGACCACAGCCGCGUCCUGUGUAAGGUGAACAGCGACUACCUCGAGAUCAAAUCCGGCGACACGGCGAAUUUGGACUACGAUGAGUCUUGCGUCUUCUCCGUGUCGAACAGAGAGGCCACCUUGACGCCCUGACCCAGCUGCUUGACACACGGGAACGCUGCUGGCCUGGGCGGGGCUGAGGUGUUGGUAGCGGCGCCGAAGCCUAGGCCAGUGGGAGAGGGCAGGCAUUCGAAUAAGGGCGUGUUCGUUUCUCUGCGUCCAGAUAAGAAGUUUUUGUUGUUUUUGAUGUUUUGCAGCACGAAAACAAUAAAAAGUCUGAGCUAU
Messenger RNA from Eriocheir sinensis (Chinese mitten crab), 1943 nucleotides. Its product is annotated as pancreatic triacylglycerol lipase-like. Gene Ontology annotation, biological process: lipid metabolic process. Lineage: Eukaryota; Metazoa; Arthropoda; Malacostraca; Decapoda; Varunidae. The transcript has 8 exons. Gene Ontology annotation, molecular function: triacylglycerol lipase activity; protein binding. Bases 138 to 1751 code for a protein of 537 amino acids. The record is from RefSeq and is a predicted model, not a curated record.